Messenger RNA from Zygotorulaspora mrakii, 906 nucleotides. It is a transcript of the gene KIN28, whose product is annotated as TFIIH complex serine/threonine-protein kinase subunit KIN28. Gene Ontology annotation, biological process: protein phosphorylation; positive regulation of transcription by RNA polymerase II. Gene Ontology annotation, cellular component: transcription factor TFIIH holo complex; transcription factor TFIIK complex; cytoplasm. The transcript has 2 exons. Gene Ontology annotation, molecular function: cyclin-dependent protein serine/threonine kinase activity; RNA polymerase II CTD heptapeptide repeat kinase activity; ATP binding. Bases 1 to 906 code for a protein of 301 amino acids. Lineage: Eukaryota; Fungi; Ascomycota; Saccharomycetes; Saccharomycetales; Saccharomycetaceae. The record is from RefSeq and is a predicted model, not a curated record.
AUGGAGUACACAAAGGAAAAAAAGGUUGGUGAGGGAACGUAUGCUGUUGUCUAUCUUGGAACCAAGCAGUCAACAGGAAGGAGCAUUGCAGUAAAAGAAAUCAAAAGUUCGGCAUUUAAAGAUGGUUUGGAUAUGUCUGCCAUUCGUGAGGUAAAGUAUUUACAAGAGAUACAGCAUGAAAAUGUGAUUGAACUUGUGGAUAUAUUUCUGGCAUCUGAAAAUUUGAAUCUUGUUUUAGAGUUUUUACCUUCUGAUUUGGAAGUUAUAAUUAAGGAUAAAUCAAUACUGUUCACACCUGCUGAUAUAAAGUCCUGGAUGUUAAUGACUUUAAGAGGUGUUCAUCAUUGCCACAGAAAUUUCAUACUGCACAGAGAUUUGAAGCCAAAUAAUCUUUUGAUAGCACCUGAUGGACAAAUAAAAGUAGCAGAUUUUGGGUUGGCACGAACUGUUCCUUCCCCGCACGAAAUCUUAACGAGUAAUGUGGUGACACGGUGGUAUAGAGCUCCCGAAUUACUGUUUGGCGCAAAGCACUAUACAUCGGCAAUUGAUGUUUGGUCUGUCGGUGUGAUAUUUGCAGAACUUAUGCUUCGAAUCCCUUACUUGCCGGGGAAAAGUGACAUUGACCAGGUCGAAGUCACAUUCAGAGCAUUGGGAACUCCAACAGAUAGAGACUGGCCGGACGUAUCUUCUUUUCCCGCCUAUAAUAAGCUUCAAAUGUACACACCACCAUCCAGAGAAGAGCUGAGAAGAAGAUUCAUAGCGGCUAGCGAAAAUGCAUUAGACUAUCUAUGCGGAAUGUUGACCAUGAACCCUCAGAAACGUUGGAACACAGUUCAGUGCUUGGAAAGUGAGUACUUCAAGGAAGCACCAUCUCCAACAGAACCAUCAAAAAUCAAAAUAUCAUAA